AUGGGUUGCAGCUCUCAGCUCUCCCAUGAUCAUGCAUUUAUCAUUCAUACAGACCAGGGCAAACACCAAAGGCAGAUAGGAAUUCUGCCGGGCAUAAGACACAGUUUUCUGGGACCAGGAUCUGUGCAGACAGGGGAAGGGACUGUUUCCCUGCUGGCUGCGGCUUCUGGCAGGCGGCAGAUCAGUAGCACCUUCCUGAAGAUUGGCCAGAUUGGCCAAGUUGGCCACGGGCACCAUGGCCACUCCCCUGACUCCCUCCCAGGGAGUCGUUGUGCCUCCUCCCCACCCUGUUUCACAGACAGUAUACUGCAGAGCAAAGUUCUAAAAGCUGAAGACAAAAGUGGAGUAACUAGUUCUUCUGGGAGCUCAUCAGUUCAUUCUGCUCAGCAACAACCUCUGGGAUCUGUUUCUCAGGAGCCAAGACCACCUCUUCAGCAGUCUCAGGUUCCUCCCUUGGAAGUUAGAAUGACUGUUCCUCCUUUAGCAACAACGAGUUCUGCUCCAGUGGCGGUGCCUUCUGCCCCAGUGACUUACCCUGUGCCCCAGACACAAAUGGGAUGCUCCCAGCCUGCUCAUAAGAUGGAAACCCUUCCUAUUAGGCCACCUUCUCAUGGCACAACUGCCCCUCACAAGAAUCCAGCUCCAGUGCAGAAUUCAUUUGUUUUAGUUCUCAGUGUCAAUCCCAUCAAAAGACCUCACAGCAUUCCCUCUUCUGUUCAGCUACCUUCAACCUUAAGUACACAAAGUGCUUGUCAGAAUUCAGUACAUCCAGCAAAUAAGCCUGUUGCUCCCAAUUUCAGUGACCCCUUACCAUUUGGGCCUUUUAACACAUUGUUUGAAAACAGCCCUACUUCUGCUCAUGCCUUUUGGGGAGGAUCUGUUGUUUCAUAUCAGUCAACACCAGAAACUAUGCUAUCAGGAAAAUCCUUGUAUUUGCCAAAUUCAGAUCCUUUACAUCAGUCUGAUACUUCUAAAGCUCCGGGUUUUAGACCACCAUUACAGAGACCCUCUCCAAGUCCCUCAGGUAUUGUCAAUAUGGACUCACCAUAUGGUUCUGUAACACCUUCUUCUACACAUUUGGGAAACUUUGCCUCAAACCUUUCAGGAGGUCAGAUGUAUGGACCUGGGGCAUCCCUUGGAGGAGCACCGACAGCUGCUAAUUUUAACAGACAACAUUUCCCCCUUAGUUUGUUGACUCCAUGUUCAUCAGCAUCAAAUGAUUCUUCUGCACAGUCGGUACCUUCUGGAGUUCGUGCACCAUCUCCUGCCCCUUCAUCAGUACCUUUAGGGUAAGAAAAGCCCAGCAGCGUCUCUCAGGACAGGAAAGUUCCAGUCCCUAUUGGGACUGAACGUUCUGCACAUAUCAGGCAAACUGGAACUUCAGCUCCAUCUGUUAUUGGGAGUAAUUUGUCUACAUCAGUAGGGCAUAGUGGCAUCUGGUCCUUUGAAGGGAUUGGCGGCAAUCAAGACAAAGUAGACUGGUGUAACCCUGGGAUAGGAAAUCCUAUGAUUCACAGACCAAUGUCUGAUCCAGGAGUAUUUUCACAGCAUCAAGCAAUGGAGCGAGAUAGUACAGGAAUUGUAACUCCUUCUGGUACAUUCCAUCAGCAUGUUCCUGCAGGCUAUAUGGACUUUCCUAAAGUUGGGGGUAUGCCUUUUUCUGUAUAUGGGAAUGCAAUGAUUCCUCCAGUAGUGCCUAUCCCUGAUGGUGCUGGAGGACCCAUAUUUAACGGCCCUCAUGCUGGGGACCCCUCUUGGAAAUCACUGAUAAAGAUGGUUUCAAGUUCCACGGAAAAUAAUGGCCCUCUGGUGUGGACUGGACCCUGGGCACUUCACACGAACAGUGUGCAUAUGAACCAGCUUGGCUGA
Microcebus murinus (gray mouse lemur) is the source of this 1869-nucleotide messenger RNA. Lineage: Eukaryota; Metazoa; Chordata; Mammalia; Primates; Cheirogaleidae. The record is from RefSeq and is a predicted model, not a curated record.